Messenger RNA from Zea mays, 3069 nucleotides. Its product is annotated as type I inositol 1,4,5-trisphosphate 5-phosphatase 1-like. The transcript has 11 exons. Bases 778 to 2550 code for a protein of 590 amino acids. Gene Ontology annotation, biological process: phosphatidylinositol dephosphorylation. Lineage: Eukaryota; Viridiplantae; Streptophyta; Magnoliopsida; Poales; Poaceae. Gene Ontology annotation, molecular function: phosphatidylinositol-4,5-bisphosphate 5-phosphatase activity; inositol-polyphosphate 5-phosphatase activity; phosphatidylinositol-3,4,5-trisphosphate 5-phosphatase activity. The record is from RefSeq and is a predicted model, not a curated record.
CCUCCAGACUCCAGUCCACAAACAGGAGCUCUCAGCCAAGCGCCCACGACAGUAAACAACGCGGCGCCGCCACCGGUUUCUUUUGCCGAAGGAAGGCGGCAGGGAGAUAUAGCACGCUACAGCCGCAGCCCGCAGGCAAGCACCGCGGUCCGUGGCUAGGCUACACCUACACCAGAUCUUCUUAGCUGGGGACCAAGCAAAGCAAGCAAGGCUACCCGCAACCGCCAACUGACCGCUGUAGCGGAGACGAUGGCAGCCGCCGCGCCCUCCUCGUCCUCGUCCUCGUCCGCGCGGGCGCGCGCGCGCGCGCCGCCCCGGCCAUUGCAUCCCCUCGCCCGCGGCGGCCCCGAGCGCGAAGAAAUGGAGGCCGUCGCGGCGACCCACCCCGGCGCGCCACCGAUGCGGCGCAAGGGGAGGAAGCAGAAGCAGCUGUGGCCCAGGACCGUGCUGCGGAAGUGGCUCAACAUAAGGUCGCCGGAGUCCGACUUCAGCGCCGACGAGGGCGACACCACCGGCGACGACACCGACAGCGAGGUCGAUUACGAAGGAAUGAAACAAAAGAUGGGCGUCUAUUUCGAUGAACUACCGGAGUACAAUGUUAUUCCUCGUGGUUUCCAAAACGAUAAGAUCUCCCACUUUAUUUUUAUAUCCUGCAUUUUGUUUACGAGUUGUAAAAGAAAAGGAAGGUCCGAAUCUGAUUGCACGAAAUACAGUUGCAGCACAUGGUAGCUUACAAAAAAGCGGGUAACUUUCUGAAAAGGGAAAACAGGGAGCAUAAUGCUGCACUUCACUUUGUUGGCGGUGAUUUCAGAGAUGUGCGCAUGGGAGCGCAAGUUGCACGAUGAGGAGAGGAGCGUCCGAGGAUUCGGUGCUGAGGCUAUUGGAAACCAAUUGGGGGUGGUUCCUUGUGGCCUUCGUAGAAGGCGCAAGUCAGAGACCCUUCGUGCUCAGUAUAUUGAUGUCAGGGAGCUCAGGAUUUGUGCUGGAACAUGGAAUGUUGCAGGCAGACUUCCACCUAAUGACUUGGAUAUCCAAGAAUGGUUGGAUAUGGAAGAGCCAGCUGAUAUAUAUGUUCUUGGAUUUCAAGAAAUUGUUCCACUAAAUGCUGGGAAUAUAUUUGGCGCUGAAGACAACCGCCCUGUAGCAAUGUGGGAGCAUAUUAUUCGUGAAACUUUGAAUAAGAUCAGCCCAGAUAAACCCAAAUAUAAAUCUCACAGUGAUCCUCCUUCUCCGUCAAGGUUCAAGCCAUCUGAUGAUGCUUUUGUUAUGGAAGAUGAACUUAUUAGUGAGUCUGAUAGUGAAGGUGAUGGGGAGGUGCACCCAUUGAACGAACAAGAUUUGGUCGACUCUGUUGAUGGCAUUCAUGGUAACAAAUGUGAACCUCAAACAAUUUUACAAGAUGAAGAGUUCAGCAGGUUGCCUUCAGUGAAGACUUUUGACAGAUCCAAUAACCUAAGUUUUAAAGAAUCUAAUUUGGAAGAGAAGAUCUGCCAGAAGAUAUUAACUAAAACAUUCAGUCACUCAGAGAGGCUUGGGAUGAUUUGGCCUGAACCACCAUUGGAUAUGUUUGCCCAGUGUCUUCCAGACAGCACAAAGCCAUUUGCUUCAGGAAAGGUUUUAAGAUCAUAUUUGUCUUUCAAGUCGGUAAAUGGAGAUUCUGGUCCAUUUGCUGAGGACAAUUCAGUUCCUGAUUUUUAUAUGAGCUGUGCAGCAGUUAAAAGAAAAAGGCCAUACUUUGUAAGAAUAAUAAGCAAGCAGAUGGUUGGAGUGUACCUAUCAAUAUGGGUACGAAGAAGCCUCCGAAAGCACAUUCAGAGUCUGAAAGUAUCAACUGUAGGGGUUGGUGCUAUGGGCUACAUUGGUAAUAAGGGAUCAAUAUCAGUAAGCAUGUCCAUAUACCAAACACACUUUUGCUUUAUAUGUUGUCACCUGACCUCUGGAGAAAAGGAAGGAGAUGAACUAAAAAGGAAUGCUGAUGUUCAAGAAAUCCACCGAAGGACAAUAUUUAAUCUAGUUUCGAGAGUCAACAUGCCUAAAACGAUAUAUGACCAUGAAAGGAUUGUAUGGCUAGGUGAUCUCAACUAUAGGAUCAACUUACCAUAUGAGAAGACACACGAACUCAUAUCCAAGCAGGACUGGAACAAAUUGUUUGGGAAAGACCAGCUGAAAGUAGAGCUGAAGAAGGGGCAUCUGUUUGAAGGAUGGACUGAAGGGGUCAUCAACUUUCCUCCAACGUAUAAGUACAAGGUUAACUCAGAAAAGUACAUAAGUGAUGAUAACAAAUCUGGAAGGAGAACACCUGCAUGGUGUGACCGAAUUCUUUCCCAUGGUAAGGGUAUGAGAUUACUGUCAUAUAAGACAGUUGAUCUCAGACUAUCAGAUCACCGCCCUGUGACUGCUGUGUACAUGGCAGAUGUGGAGGUUUUCUCUUCAAAAAAGCUGCAGAGAGCUCUGACCUUCACCGAUGCAGAGGCUGAGGAACAGCUCUCCUUCGAGGAAGACAAUGCUUCUGGAAUAUACAACCUUGGACUAUAUGAAAGUUCAAGGUAAUCUUGGACACACAUUGAAACAGACUUUAUGCUUUUCUCAAGUAUCCAAGGAAGAACAGGCAAGUUGGUAGUAGGUAGUCCUGUACAAUUUUAUCCAAAAUAUGGUCAGAGAUUACGACUUAGUCCUGCUGCCCAGCAUGUGCCUCUCUAUUUUUCUGAGACCAGCAGUUGGUAGUAGGUAGUCCUGUACAUUUUUAUCCAUGCUCUGACCAUAUUUUGAAAUCAGAUGACAUGCAUUUGCUGCUUUUGAGUACUGUGUACCUCAUAUGUGCAAAAAUAAUCUCUGACCAUAUUUUGAAAUCAGAUGUCAUGUAUUUUGCUGUUUUCCCCCUCCCCCUUUUUGAGGUGGUGUGCCUCAUAUGUGGAAACCUUUUAGCUGUAAUUAAAAAUGUUGGAUACAGUAAAUAUUUCACACAGAUUGUGACAUUCUGUAAUUUCACUUCCAGUGUAAUUUUUCUUUCCUCUUUGACACCCCUACAGCAAAUGUUGAUAUCAGCUUAACUUAUUCAUGUGUUUGUUA